AUGACACCGUUAAACCUUCGGUCCUUCUUGAUUCCUGCGCUUCUAGGCGUACUGCACAUCCCAGCAUGUCGUGCCGUCACGACAGUAUCCGUGAGUGCAACGGCAAGUCAUACGAUCCCCACGACCCUAUUACUACAAAACAGGGCCUUCCAGCAGGUUACUCCUAGCGAUACGAGCGCCCUGGAUCCUUGGGUGGCUGUCAACGGUGCUGAGCUCGAGGUUAUUGCGGAUACAGACCCUGUGUCAAGCGCGCUUCCGAACUCUCUGCAAGUUUCGAUACCUUCGGACGCGACGGGCUCGGUGGGCUUCAGUAAUCCUGGCUACUGGGGUAUCAAGGUGGACUCGUCCUGGACCUACAAUGCGUCACUCUACUAUCGCUUUCCAUCAGAGUCUUCUUACUCUGGUACUCUCACUGUCGGUCUUGAAUCAGACACCGGAGAGGUCUUCGCGUCGAACUCCACCACCAUUGACGGUUCGCAGACGUCGUGGGCGAACAUUUUCCUGACGUUGACGCCCUCGAGUUCUGCUUCAAACACGAACAAUAGCUUCUUCGUUGCCGUAAAUGGCUCUGAGGCUGCGGGCAAAACUAUCGACUUCGCCAUGUUCUCGCUGUUCCCGCCCACAUACAAGAAUAGGCCAAACGGGAUGCGUAUCGAUAUCGCUGAGACCCUUGCUGCAAUGAAGCCCGCUUUCUUCCGCUUUCCGGGUGGUAACAACAUUGAGGGCCAAUCGUUUGAUACACGCUGGCAGUGGAAUGCGACAGUCGGUUCUCUCUUGGACAGACCGGGUCGCGUGGGUGAUUGGGGAUAUGUGAAUACGGACGGCCUUGGUCUCCUGGAGUACUUGACAUUCUUCGAAGAUGUCGGUAUGCAGCCGAUCAUGGCAGUCUGGGCAGGCUACUCCUUGGACGGAGAGAGCGAACCUGAAGAUGCGCUCGCACCCUUCAUUCAGCAAGCGAUUGAUCAGAUUGAUUUCGUCGUCGGCGACCCAAGCACCAGCGACGCAGCUGCCUUGCGAGCCUCGUUGGGCCACCCCGAACCAUUCUAUCUGAAAUACGUUGAAAUCGGAAACGAGGACUUCUUUGCGUCGGAUUCAUAUACGUACAGGUGGCCGGACUUCUACGGUAAUCUGAGCGCGGCAUUCCCAGAUUUGACCUUCAUCGCGACGACAUAUCCGUUUGAUCCUGUCAUCUACCCGACGCCUCCACAUUACGAUGUGCAUGUUUACCAAACACCAGAAUGGUUUGUCGAGAACGCUUUCUAUUAUGAUAACUUUGAGCGGAACGGGACGACUUACUUCGAGGGAGAAUACGCAUCGAUCUCUACGAACGCCAGCAAUCUCUACGGGACUUCAGCAGAGGGGCGCUUCUUGUAUCCGACCAUGCAGAGUUCGACGGCGGAAGCUGCCUUCAUGACAGGUCUAGAGCGUAAUAGUGACAUCGUCUUCGCUGCAUCAUAUGCUCCUCUACUUCAGCUCGUGAAUGACUCACAAUGGACUCCUAACCUCGUCAGCUUUGACGCGGGUAAGGUAUACCCUUCUACGAGCUACUACGUACAACAGGCAAGUUAUGCUAAUGCGCGGGAUCUCUUUAGCGUGAACGUCGGCGAUGAAUACCUCCCUAGCACACUGCCUACGGAGAACGGCGCGCUCUACUGGACAAUCUCGCGCAACUCCACUUCCAACGAUGUGUUCAUCAAGGUCGUCAAUCCGGUGUCGGACGAGCAGGACGUACUGUUCGACUUGGCCUUCACCAGUGUUGCGAGUUCUGGUACGCUGCAGCUCUUGCAGGGUAGUCAGAACGAUAGCAACACGCCGGAGAUAGCAGACCUGGUAACACCACAUACGAGCACGAUCGCUACCGGACAGACGUUCGACUAUACGGCGCCGGGCUACAGCGUCAGCGUGAUCACAGUCAAUGCGAGUUGA
Messenger RNA from Rhodofomes roseus, 1926 nucleotides. RefSeq names its product glycoside hydrolase family 51 protein. The record is from RefSeq and is a predicted model, not a curated record. The transcript is spliced from 21 exons. NCBI's taxonomy places the organism in Eukaryota, Fungi, Basidiomycota, Agaricomycetes, Polyporales, Fomitopsidaceae. Bases 1 to 1926 code for a protein of 641 amino acids. Gene Ontology annotation, biological process: L-arabinose metabolic process. Gene Ontology annotation, molecular function: alpha-L-arabinofuranosidase activity.